Molecule: messenger RNA, 4598 nt
Organism: Helicoverpa zea (corn earworm)
Lineage: Eukaryota; Metazoa; Arthropoda; Insecta; Lepidoptera; Noctuidae
Product: leucine-rich repeat-containing protein let-4-like
Exons: 8
Coding region: 399-2507 (702 amino acids)
Molecular function (GO): protein binding
Source: RefSeq, a predicted model, not a curated record
UCGACCGCUUGCGUCGCGUGUGGACGUAUUGCGCGCCGCGAAUUCCUCUCCGCACGUAAUCGUCGUAAUAACCAACAAAAAAUAAAAUAAACUGUGACUGGUCUGUGUUCACGUAACGUUCUCUCGUAAAGGGAAAUACGGCUUUAGCUAACUGGAUACAUGUCGGUUUUACAACGUUUAUUGUUUUUAGUUGGCAAGUGCAAAAUGUGAUGUUAUGUGUGCUCAACGAGCGUACCGUCCUGUGUAACGUUGCCUCAAAGUGAACUACAUGGAUGUAAUGUGCUUUUAAAAUUGGAAACACAUAAUCUCCCUACUUCGGAACCGGAUUUUUUAAUUAAGAUUUAGCGGGGAUGACCGUUGUUCUUCUUAGAGAAUUUUCCUGAUCUUUGUGGAUUGAAAUGAGACGAAGAACAGACCAACGGAUAUGUGAGAGCCCUGACUCAAGUACACACAACUGCAACGACACAUGUAAUUACAUGUCAACGGUGAUAACAACGAAUACGCGUUCACAAUCUACCCCUAAAUUAACGAUGUCGCCACUACGUGCCGGAAGACGGCUAGCUGCCUUCAUCACGUCCAAUGCUUUCCUGGUGCUGUUGAUAUCGCUGGAGCUUCUAGCGUCACGCAGCGGUGCGGCCGCGCUGGCCAACUGCCCUGGAGGCUGCAACUGCAACGACGAGACCCUCGUAGUGGUGUGCGAGGAGAGCCGCCUGGACGUCCUGCCCAUCGCCCUCAACCCCUCCAUACAGCGGCUCAUCAUCCGCAACAAUAAGAUCAAGACCAUCGACAGCUCCAUGCAGUUCUACGCCGAGCUCCAACAUUUAGACUUGUCCCAGAACCACCUAGUCAAUAUACCCACGAAAAGUUUCGCAUAUCAACGCAAACUGCAAGAACUGCAUCUGAACCACAAUAAGUUGUCCUCAGUAACAAACACAACUUUCCAAGGACUCAAUCAGUUGACCGUAUUGAAUUUAAAACGAAACUUCUUGGAGGAAUUAACGAAUGGAGUUUUCACUACCUUGCCAAGAUUAGAAGAACUAAACUUAGGUCAAAAUAGGAUAUCAAGGAUUGAGCCGAGAGCCUUCGCUGGCCUAUCAGCUCUGAGGAUCUUGUAUUUGGACGAUAACCAACUGAGCUCAGUGCCAACUACUUCCUUCAGUCUUUUAGGCAGUCUGGCGGAGCUGCACGUAGGAUUGAAUGCGUUUUCUUUCCUACCAGACGAUGCAUUUGCUGGUCUCAAUAGGCUGACAGUGUUAGACUUAAAUGGAGCUGGUCUCUCUAACAUUAGUGAAUUUGCAUUCAGAGGUCUUCCAGGAUUAAGAAGUCUCAAUCUAUUUGGAAAUAGACUAAUCACAGUUCCGACACUCCAGCUGUCUGGUCUUACAAGAUUAGAGGAUUUGUUCAUCGGACAGAACGAAUUUAUAUCUUUGGAAAGCCAUUCGUUCAAAGGCUUAAAAAAUCUUAAGUUGCUGGAUAUCACUGGCGCUACUCAGCUGGAAAGAAUUGAGAAAGGAGCAUUCGAAGACAAUAUCAACUUAGAAACCAUCGUCUUGGCAAACAACAAAAAGCUGGCAAUUAUUGAGGACUGCACACUAUUGGGCUUACCGAAACUGAAGCACGUUUCACUGAGAGAUAACGCAAUUGUCACGAUAAGCGAAUCUGUAUUCAUUGGGAAAGAGUUGAAGCAGUUGGAUCUAACUGACAAUCCCAUCUUCUGUGACUGUCAACUGUUAUGGCUCCAACAGUUGCUAUAUGAAAAGAGUAACUUCACACAAUUGCACUGCGCGAGUCCCGAACAUUUGAAAGAUAAACCUCUGAGGAACUUGAAUGCCGAUGACUUGGGUUGUGUGCUCCACGAUACGCGACAACAGACCAUUAUAUGUGUAGUGGUAGUUGCAUGUGUAGCGGUAAUUGCCACAUUAGUGUUAAUUUUGUAUAGGUAUCGCAAGAGCAUGCAGGAGAAGUUGAAAGACUACAAGUGGAACAAGGGGCGCAAGAACCUCGAGUACCACAAGCCUAUCUCGACGGAAGAGGACUGCAUACUAGAGCUUUACGCCUCCCCGAGCGUUUUCUUCAUGUCAGGCGGCCAGGGCUCCGCGCGGCGGCCGCAGCGCUCGGGGGGCGGCGGCACGCUGCCCGCCAACGGCUUCACGUACAUUGGCGGCGACACGCGCCCGCACCAGCCGCUCACGCUCAACAAUGGCGCACCGGCUCAUCACCUCAACAAUGGCUCCUUGCGCUCCCUGCCCGAUAAAAAGAAGAACCGCAACGGCGUGGUGUGCCACCCGGAGAACUUCCAGCGCAACCUGGACACGCGCUACUCGCGGAAGCAGGAGAACGGCUACAUGCGCAACUCGGAGACCAUCAUCGGGUUCGCGCGCAACGAGCGCGAAUACGAGCACGCGGAGUACAGCGAGCCCGAGUACUCCAUCAUCCCGGAGAGCUACGGCCGGCCGCUGGACGAGUUCCCGCGCGCCUGCGCCCACUCCAACACCUUCAACUGUUGAGUGCGCACGGACUCUCUCAAUCGUUUGUGAUCUUGUAAUUCUAGCAAUAAAUCUUCAUUCCAUUAAGUUUUCUAUGGACGGAGUCAGUCGUGACGGACGUAGUGCUCUAGAGCGGUUAGUGACAUUAGUAUUUCGGGUCCGGUGUACGUUCGACCAGUGAGGACUAUCCUGUAUCGUAUUCGUUUUAAAAGAGUACCUUAUUUGUAAAUUAUAAAUUUAAGUAGUGAUGGAUCUAUUUUUCAAUGGAACGUUGGGGGCUCGGGCGUAUGAAAGUGAGACUUUCACACGAGACACGGUACAAUGUACAGACUAGUCGUGACGAGAGGGGCGGCGGGGAGCCUCCUCUAUGAUGUACGUCAUAAAACAUUGUGAUUUGUAAUUUUUUCUACCAGUGCGGUGGAUUUUGUAUUUGAUUUUGUACAAAAAACCAUUCCAUAUGAUAUCUUUUUAAUGUCUAAUAUUUUAUUUAUGGAUAAAGUAAGUGUGCGUUAAAUAAGACACCAAUAUGAAAAAUAUUAGAAUUAAUGAAUGUAAAUAUAUUUAUACUAUAUUGAGAUAUUUAUAAAAUUUAAUACAAUCUUGUUCUUCUAAAAAUUAUCAUAAAAUUAUUUCGGGAUAUUGUAUUGUUUGCUAUAAUGACUGAUAUCCUAAUUACGAGAUUUCUUAUGUCUGACACUACCUACCUAUAAUUAAAUACCUACUUACACUACAUUUCUUAUUGUGUAAGAACGAACGCACCCAUUAUUUGUAAUAUGAACACAUCUUCGAACACUUUAAUAUUGUAUGUAAUAAUUUUAUUAAGAUUGACGUUAACGAAGUAAACGAUGUCUUAUUAUUGAAUUGAAACGAACCUAUGUUAAUUAUCGUUUUGUUACCUAUUUUUUUAAUGUCCAUAGUAUGAAUGACGUGUGAUCUAUUCAGAAACGUUUUGCUAACAGUCAUUAAAUGAUAAUAGGAUCUCAAUUACCGACGUGAUGCAUACAAAUGAACUUGCCCCGUAUCAAUUAGUUUAAUUGCAAUCAGGUAUAAGCAUCGGGCCGUUAUACUGUCCCGCCCAAAUCAUAAAUAGGAGUCAUCAAGAAACCAAUUUCAUAUAAUAUGAAAUCAGCUUUCAUACGCUAUAAAACGCUUGAACUAAUUAUUUUAUAUGGCAACACUUACAAUUUCAUCAGUUACUUUCUAAAUAGAUCACACAAUUUGCAAUAAUGUGCCUCUGACGAUUUACUCGUUGUCAAUGUUAAACUUACAAUUACUAUUUUCUGUGAAUUUUAUCUUCUUUUUUCCUAUAAUUUUACUGAAAUGUUCUUGCCAUAUUCCAAAAAGGCAUAAUGGUAAUAUAAUAUAGGUAUUGGAUAAGCAUUUUUAUUUUGUAGAAAACAUUUUAAUAUUAAAGUUAUGACGAAUAUUAUAAAAGCGUCGGUUAUAUUGCGAUUCAUGCUGCAAUUACAACAUAAUGUAAGGCUACGUUUAGACUGUGACACUACAGACUCAGAACUAGUACGAAAUAAAGAGAUCCAAACAGUAUAAACAGGCAAGGGAAGGGUCAGUGUGUGCGAGAGAGAUCCUGGCACGUAGAAGCACAUUUCUUUCUUGAUUCCCAAUCCCGCUUGCCUCAUGGAACUAUAAAAAGUAACUAACUAGAAAGUACCUAGAAAUAUUAAUCUGUAGUAUAUUGUUUCAAUGUGUCAUAGUCUAAAUCAAGCCUUUCAAUUAAAAUUGUGAUAAGAGCAAGCUUUUAUAAUAGACGAUGUUAAUUAAGUCGCUAGAUACCUUCUUAGUGCCAUUUUUGUGUCUUCUUGGAUUAUGGUCAUUUUUUACUCCAGUUUUAUAUACCCACGCGACAUUACCUGACGUAUGGUGUUAUUGAGUUAUUGUAAAUAUAUGGAGAAUUUAAAGACUAAGCAAUUAAGGCAUGUGUUAGUGCCUAGUGAAUGCCUAAAAAAGUAUACAAGAAAAAUGAUUGAAUACAUAUGAAAACAUUGUGAUUAGAGUACUCACGACAUUGUAAUAGAAAUCAUCGGUCAUUUCUGUACUUUAUUGUAGUUAUUACCUACAUACAAACUCGAUAAAUAUAACAUACCUCAAAUUUAA